Penicillium diatomitis is the source of this 987-nucleotide messenger RNA. RefSeq names its product transporter YIP1. Gene Ontology annotation, biological process: endoplasmic reticulum to Golgi vesicle-mediated transport; vesicle fusion with Golgi apparatus. The record is from RefSeq and is a predicted model, not a curated record. The transcript is spliced from 2 exons. Lineage: Eukaryota; Fungi; Ascomycota; Eurotiomycetes; Eurotiales; Aspergillaceae. Gene Ontology annotation, cellular component: membrane; trans-Golgi network. Bases 1 to 987 code for a protein of 328 amino acids.
AUGGCUCAAUACUACCCCAAUCAACAGCAACCCUCCCAAGGGUACGCGCCGCAAGCCAACGCCCAAAAUCUCCAGUUCUUCCCGUCCUCCUACUCUACAGUGUCCGGCCACACGACGCCCUCACAAGCCUCGUAUGGCGCAGGGUUUGGCGGUGCGCCGGGCUCGUCCGCACAGGCGUACCCCGUGAGUGGCGGGUAUGGAGGGUUCGGAGGUCCGGCGGGGGGUGUGAGUGGGAGGAUGGGAGAACAGGGUGGAUUGCGGACUGGAUGGUUGGCUGCGUUUGGAACGGAAGGGUAUGAUGGCGAGCCGCCGUUGUUGGAGGAAUUAGGGGUGAAUUUUGAACAUAUUCGGACAAAGACCUUGACCGUCCUCAACCCCUUCGCCUCAAUCGACAGGCACCUCAUGGAUGACAGUGAUCUCUACGGCGCCCUUCUGUACAUCGUCCUAUACGGCACAUUCCUCCUCUUCUCGGGCAAAGUCUUCUACGGCUACAUCUACGGCGUCGCCGUCUUCGGCACAAUCGCUCUCCACCUCAUCCUCAGUCUCAUGUCCCCGGCCCUCGACACCGUGUCCGCCGCCAACGCCGCCGAUCCCACGGCCAACUACUCCCCGCACCAUAAACCGUCCAUCUCCGGCGUCUCUUCCGCCUCUGGUGUCGGCGGUUCUGCCGCAGGCCAUUUCUCCGCCACGCUGACAUUCCCGCGCUCCGCCAGCGUCCUGGGCUACUGUUUCUUGCCCCUGGUCUUGACUGCCCUGGUGGGCAUUCUGAUCCCCAUGGAUACGCUGUUUGGAUAUCUUUUGACGACGGCCGCGGUGGGCUGGUGCACGUAUAGCUCGUCGGGCAUGUUCUGUGCUGUGGCGAGAAUGAGUGGGAUGCGCGGCUUGGUGGCGUAUCCGUUGGCGCUGUUCUACGUGGUAUUUGGAAUCAUGGGCAUCUUUUCGUCGAGGGGGACCGGUUCGCUGGCUGCGAAGACGGGAGCUGCGUGA